AUGAAAAAAUAUUGUGGAUUAUUGAUGUUCGAUAAUGGAUCAAAAGAAGUUGACUCAUACGACAAUUCACAGAAUAAUAAUGAUUCAUUAGAUUCACCAUUCAUUAAUGAAUCACUUGCUGCUGGUGCCGCGGCUGGUGACGAAGAUGGAAGAAAAUCGGCCAAUUCCGAUUCGAAUGCUUCGGAUCCCACAAUAACUGCAAAGCAACCGCCAAGACCACCGAACGCAUUCAUUCUCUACAGGCAAGCAAAACAACCAGCUUUAAUUCAAGCUGAUAAGCAUUUGACUAAUGCACAAGUAUCACGACAAAUGGCUGAUAUGUGGAAAGCUGAACCACCACACGAAAAAUUAAAGUGGGAGAGAAUGGCUGAUCGAAGAAAGUUGGAGCACAUGAAGCAGUAUCCCAAUUAUAUUUACAAACCAAAUAAGAAGAAUAAGGUUGAUAAAACUCGGAAGAACGCUCGUCAAGAAAAGGCAAAGAAAUCUGUCGCCGCUGUUGCUUCCAACAAAUCGAAUGUUCAGCAAAAUAGCAGGAAUAUGGAAUCAUCAAGAACCGGACCAAUUCGAACCAAUUCAAUCAAAACUCAUUUGAAACCGUAUCAAUCCAUAGGCGGUCCAUCGGUAUUUAUUAAUCAUCCGCCGGCGGCGCAAUUUCCAAUUGAAUUUCACGGCAAUUAUCACGACUCUGCUGCAUUGCUGUAUACGCAACAACAGCAACAACAAUAUAAUCCGAUUCCUAUAACACCACCAAAUUCGAUCCCUUCAAUGUUGCGAACAGAGAAAAUACCAAAUUAUUAUCAACCACCUACAAACACAACUCCCAUCGACUUAUACGAAGGAAGAUCAAAUAUCGAGUAUUAUUUACAUAAUGGUCCAUCUACACCGUCCACUUCGAAUUCUUCGGUGACAAAUUCCCCAAUCACUAAUCAUCCAGUGGCAUCCAAUCAUUACUUUCAACCUGAGCACGAUAUUUCCUAUGUUGCUUUACUUCAGAAUGAUUAUCAAUUUUAUAACGGUUCUGAGAAUCAUCCUUCUCAUACCGCAACUGCUGGUCAUUACCUUCAAUAA
Molecule: messenger RNA, 1068 nt
Organism: Ambispora gerdemannii
Lineage: Eukaryota; Fungi; Glomeromycota; Glomeromycetes; Archaeosporales; Ambisporaceae
Source: the annotation of a GenBank genome assembly